UACCACGAAAAUGACGUCACUCCAAUUCGGCGCUGCGCGACUGAGCCAGAAAAUCAUGACACAGUCUCAACUGGAGAAAGAUGUGGCCAACUAUGUCCUUGCUUAUCUUGCCCGUCAAGGCUAUAAGAACACAAUGAGCAAAUUUUGCAAGAGUGUAACCUUCUUCCUCCUAAUACAACCAUGAUGGUGCUCCCUGAAACGCCCCUCAGUGUUAUUGUGGCUGAAUAUAAUGCUCGCAAGCAGUCCAGUGAGGAGCUUAGCAUUUUAACUGUAUGCGUGUGUGUAUAUAUGUGUUCUGUAAGCUUUGAUGCUAGAAAAACUUGGCCCAAAAGCUUCCUGGAAGGCAUUGUGGGAGAAACUUGAGCACUACUUGAGCCAACUGAGGAUGUUAGCAGACACUCUGCUUGGCUCACAUAAAUAUAAUGUGGGCAGAAAGAGACCAUGUCGCACAAGAGCCCCACAACUGCAGAAGUUCACUGCACCCCCAGAGCCUGAAUCUCCUUCGGGAGCUGCCAGCAACCCCCCCAGCCAAGCCAGUAGCAGCACAGUACCAACACAGCCGGUUGCAACCCCUAUCUCCAGCCCAAGGAAAAGGAAGAAGCCUGUUGAAAUUCACCCUCCAGCUCCAAGUGAGAUGCAGGUGACCCCCCCUGACCCCUCUUUGGCUCCGCGGCAACUGCUGGACAUAUUGCUGGAAGACGAGUCUCUCCAACAGCACUUGGCUGGCCUCAUCAACUCCUCCCUACUUGGUGAUGGUGGGCCAGAGCUGAUGGAUCAUGCAUUAGAUGAAAUUCUGGCAAUGGCAACUCCAGACGAACAUCACACUACUACAUCUGAUGAAAAUCAAUGCUGAUGUUUAGCAGUUGUCAUAUAAUACUCAGACACAUUAUUACUGCAGUGUUGUUAUUGAUGAGAGCUGCUCAAUUUUGUGCUAGUACUGAUGAAGAGUGUGUUAAAGGCAGCAGUGUUAGAGAUACUGGAAGGAAAGUGUGGCGGAGGCACCGUAGAGAUUUUCCUACGGUUGACAGCAACUUCACCAUGAAUUAUUAUUAGCAGCC
Molecule: messenger RNA, 1058 nt
Organism: Geodia barretti
Lineage: Eukaryota; Metazoa; Porifera; Demospongiae; Tetractinellida; Geodiidae
Source: the annotation of a GenBank genome assembly